Molecule: messenger RNA, 2165 nt
Organism: Arachis duranensis
Lineage: Eukaryota; Viridiplantae; Streptophyta; Magnoliopsida; Fabales; Fabaceae
Exons: 4
Coding region: 1-2061 (686 amino acids)
Biological process (GO): negative regulation of stress fiber assembly
Source: RefSeq, a predicted model, not a curated record
AUGAACAACAAUGAUCGGGUGCUGUCAAUCCCACUGAAGAAGACUGAUCCGGUGGAGCUGUACCUGCCGUUACGUAAGUUGGUAGCCUCAAAAUACUCCGAGAGCGAUGCACAAAAAGUUGAAAGCGUUCUCCAAACCCUAAACAAAUGCCGCCGGGACAUGGUGGAGCCUAGAGCGGACCUCUCCCUUCCCAUGCAACGUGACUGCCUCCUCCACUACUUCAAAUGCCUUUACAUGGUUGAGACACUCUUCACCUCUCUCUCCUCCGACGCCGACCCCAUUCUCUUUGUCUGGUACGACGCCUUCAACCCUGACCAUCAGGAUGGGGUCUCCUCGCAGCGCAGCGCCAUCCAAUUGGAGAAGGCCGCUGUUGUCUUCAACCUCGGAGCCAUCUACAGCCAGAUUGCUGCCUCUUGCGACCGUACCACCGCCCUUGGCCGUCACCUUGCAAUUGAAGCCUUCAAAGUUGCCGCCAAUUUCUUCCUCCAACUCUGGCAGGUUUUUGCCAAGGACGUGGUCGCCACCCUCGAUUUGACUCUCGUCUUCGCGGAGUUUCUGCACCUCCUCUUCUCCGCUCAGGCUUCCGAGCUCGAAUUACGGGAAGAACUGAACAACAACGACGCCAGUUACGCUCUCCAACAACACCGAUGUGCCCUAUCGUUUAUAUCGGUUUCUAAGCUUUAUAGUAGAGCAUAUGAACUGAUACCUACUGAUUCGGCUGCACGGAAACAUGUCGACUCUUUUGACCAAACCUGGGUAACUCAUCUUUACCAGAAGGCCACAUUCUUUGAGACGGAGGCUCGUCAGAGGCAAUCAUCCAUCCUACCCGAAUCCGAGCGACCUCAUGAAUUCUCAUCGGUCGAAUCCUGUGCUCUUGAUCAUGAUGCAGAAUGUGUCCCUGAGAUAUUAGUUAGAGGGAUUUGCUGCGGGUCCUCGACGAAAGCCAAGCUGCACUCGACGGUAUCCAAGCUGCCAUACCAUGUACCAACACGACGAAUGCCCAUUGACCUCAUCCACUCCGAGUACAAUCCUUUCAAGAUGAUGAAGUAUGGAAAGCUGGUGGCUUACCCAUGGGACAUGCCUCCUCCUUAUCCAACAGAAUCGGCAAUCCUCCAAUCUUCCUUGUCUUCUUGGUCGUCAGAUUCGGCAAUCCCCCAAGCUUACUUGUCUUCUUCGUCGUCAGAUAUUCUUGCAUUCAUUCCUUUGAAGAAGAGUGAGCCCUUGAAUCUCUAUGAGUCCCUGCGCAGUUACUUUGUCCUCAAAUACUCUGAGAGUGUGGCAGAGAGAGUAGAUGGCCUUCUGGAAAUGCUACACAAAUUGCGCAAUGAGAUGCUGCGUGAUGACCUUUCGCUACCCCUUCGCCGUGACUGCCUCAUGCGUUAUUACAAAUGCCUUUGCAUGAUUGAGCCUGUCUUCCCUAUGAAUGCCUCACCCAACCCACCUAUCUUUGUUUGGUACAAUGCCAUCAACCCUCAACAGCACUCUUCUCAGCAUAACAUCCAUUUGGAGAAGGCCUCUGUUCUCUUCAACCUGGGAGCCCUCUGCACCCACAUUGCUCUCUCCUGCGAUCUCACCACCGUCCAAGGCCGUCGCCUUGCCAUGGACGCCUUAAAGGAUGCUUCGUAUUGGUUCCAUCAACUGGCCAUGUUUGAGUCUCGCAAGGCAUCUGGCACCAUUGACGUGUCACGAUACUACAUCCAUGUCCUAGAUUUUCAGUUUCUCGACUUGGAAUUGAAGUUUCGUGUUCCCCAACCUGAUGAACCAUCAUUAUCUGGAUAUCCUGUUUCAGCUUAUUAUCCGUCGACAUCUGGGCCUCCUUUAGCUUAUGAUCCAUCGAGUGAUGUCACUCAACAAUUUGUUUUAGGGUAUUCUAAUGCUCACUCCCUGCUUCAAGGGGUAUGUGAAAUACCAGCACCAUGCUUAGACCUUCUCUCUGAGGUUAGCCCCGUCAAGAUUAAGGAUGGAAAUCUUGUGGCCAAUGCCGCAACCUUAGAGGGCACCAAAUUUGGCAUUGGAGAACAUGAGCUUGCAGGAGACACAACAACUGUAGCAUUACCGUAGAGAAAAGCUUUAGUUGGCACAGUGUUUUUUCUUUACAAAUUUCUCUCAAACCCCUAUGUGCAUAAGAAUUGAUAAACUGAGAAUUACACAAUUAAAACUUCAAU